Molecule: messenger RNA, 2035 nt
Organism: Drosophila bipectinata
Lineage: Eukaryota; Metazoa; Arthropoda; Insecta; Diptera; Drosophilidae
Gene: Lam
Product: Lamin
Biological process (GO): nuclear envelope organization; heterochromatin formation; protein localization to nuclear envelope
Cellular component (GO): nuclear envelope; nuclear lamina
Molecular function (GO): structural constituent of cytoskeleton
Source: RefSeq, a predicted model, not a curated record
UUUUGGCCCUAUCUGGCAGCACUGCAAUCACAAUUUUUCAAGAUUGGCGUCUGCCGCGUUUUAUUGCAGCGAAUUAAUUAAUUUUCCAAUUUGUGAAUCUUCCGUUCAUUACCAAAACACAGCGUGAAAAUGUCGAGCAAAUCCCGACGAGCUGGCACCGCCACACCGCAGCCCACCGGCACGUCCACCCCACGGGCACCGUCGGCGGGUCCCCAGCAGCACCACCACCAGCCGCCUCCAUCGCAGUCCCAGCAAGCUGCCAGCCCCCUCAGUCCCACCCGCCAUUCGCGCGUGGCCGAAAAGGUGGAGCUGCAAAACCUAAAUGAUCGUCUGGCCACUUACAUUGACCGGGUGCGUAACCUGGAGACGGAGAACUCUCGUCUUAGCAUCGAGGUUCAAACCACCAGGGACACCGUCACCCGGGAGACAACCAACAUGAAGAGUAUGUUCGAGAACGAGCUGGCGGAGACCCGUCGUCUUCUGGACGAGCAGGCACGGGACCGCGCUCGUGCUGAGAUCGAGAACAAACGUCUGUGGGAGCAAAACGAGGAGUUGAAGUCCAAGCUGGAGAAGAAGACCAAGGAGUGCAACACCGCAGAGGGCAAUGCCCGCAUGUACGAGUCGCGUGCCAAUGAGCUGGGAAACAAAUACAAGGAUGCAAACGCUGAACGGAAGAAGAUUAAUGAUGAGCUGAACGAGACCAUCAAAGAGCUGGAGCGACUCCGUAAGCUGUACGAGGAUACGCGCAAGGGUCUCGAACAGGAGACGUUGACACGUGUCGACUUGGAGAAUACCAUUCAGAGUCUGCGGGAGGAGUUGUCCUUCAAAGAUCAGAUCCAUACCCAGGAGAUCAAUGAAUCGCGCCGCAUUCGUCAGACCGAGUACAGUGAGAUCGACGGUCGCCUUAGCUCUGAGUAUGAUGCCAAAUUGAAGCAGUCCCUUCAGGAGCUCCGAGCUCAGUAUGAGGAGCAGAUGCGCAUCAAUCGCGAUGACAUCGAAUCGCUCUAUGAGGACAAGAUUCGUCGCCUGCAGGAAGCUGCCAAUCGCACCCACAACACUACACACAAGUCGAUUGAGGAGUUGCGUAGCACUCGUGUGCGUAUCGACGGUCUCAAUGCUAAGAUCAACGAUCUGGAGCAGACCAAUGCCGUGCUCAACGGGCGUAUCCGCGAGCUGGAGCAGCAGCUGGACAACGAUCGCGAGCGUCAUAACCAGGAGGUGGCUCUGCUCGAGAAGGAGCUCAUCCGUUUGCGCGACGAGAUGACACAGCAGCUUCAAGAGUACCAGGAUCUUAUGGACAUCAAGGUGUCGUUGGAUUUGGAAAUCGCUGCCUACGACAAGCUGCUGGUCGGCGAGGAGGCACGCCUGAAUAUCACCCCGGCCAACUCGGCCACCGUACAGUCGUUCAGCCAGUCGUUGCGCAGCAGCACCCGUGCCACGCCCUCGCGCCGCACUCCCUCUGGCGCUCAGAAGCGCAAGCGUGCCAUGGUGGAUGAGAGCGAGGAUCGCAGCGUCUCGGACUACUAUGUGUCGGCCAGUGCCAAGGGCAACGUGGAGAUCAAGGAGAUUGAUCCCGAGGGAAAGUUCGUGAAGCUGUUCAACAAGGGCACCGAUGAAGUGGCCAUUGGCGGGUGGCAAUUGCAGCGACUGAUCAACGAGAGUGGCCCGUCAACCACCUACAAGUUCCAUCGGUCCGUGAAGAUCGAACCUGGAGCAACGGUGACCGUCUGGUCGGCAGACACUAAGGCAUCGCAUGAGCCGCCAUCGAACAUCGUGAUGAAGUCGCAGAAGUGGGUAGCCGGCGACAAUACAAGGACGGUGCUGCUGAAUGCCGACGGCGAGGCUGUAGCUAAUCUGGAUCGCGUCAAGAGAGUGGUGUCCACACACGUCUCCUCCUCGCGCCUGAGUCGUCGCCGCAGCGUGAGUGUCGUUGAUGGCAGUGAGCAGCUGUAUCACCAGCAAGGUGAUCCCCAACAAACCGGCGAAAAGUGCGCCAUUAUGUAAUCCCACGUUUCUUUUCUGACCCAGACAACAA